AUGUUAGAUAUGGCAAAUACCAAUAGUAUUCGUGCAACUGCUGGGCCAGACAUAUUAAAUUAUAUGUUUUACAUUACCCCCCUCUCCCCUUCAGAAGAGGGGGACGUUGAGGAGGGGGGACGUUGA
Cetraspora pellucida is the source of this 126-nucleotide messenger RNA. The record is from the annotation of a GenBank genome assembly. Lineage: Eukaryota; Fungi; Glomeromycota; Glomeromycetes; Diversisporales; Gigasporaceae.